AUGACUACCGACACUAUGGACUCAACCAAGAGCAGCGGUGACGAGUCUACCGUCAUCCUGACACCUACAGACACAGAACCCAAGGAGGAGACCACAGAAACCAAGACAGAACAAAAGACAGAAGACUCCAAGUCAGAAGAAACACCAAAAGAGGACGAAGAGAAGAAGGAAAAGGUCAUGGUCGGUCUCCUCACAGAAAGCAAAGAUCUAUACGCAAAGUUUGAUAAGAACGGAGACCGAUCAUGGACAGACAAGUACCCCGAUGAUCUUGAGGAAGCAGCAGAGAAUGAGGAGACCCAGAAAUACGCCGUCAUCAUCCGCAAGCGAAAGCCCAAGGAGGCUGACUCUAACAAGCCCCUCGACAUUGACUCCCUCGUUAUCCAAUCUCCAUACCUCAAGCGCGUUCUCGGAAAGGUCUUUGAGGACUAUCCCGGUAUCGUCACUGAUGUUUCACGCCUCAAGUUCCAUGCUCCCUUUGAAUGCUUUGUUCAUCGCUGGGGUCAAUUCACUGCCGCGAAGGAUGACCCUAACUAUGAUCAAAUCACCCGCGAGCAUGUCUCGCUGUUGCAUAAGAUCAUGAGGGAUGAGUUGGGUGAGAUUAUUCAGCUUCGGGAGGAUUACUUCAAGAACCGCGCUGUUGCUUUUGAGCAUGUUUGGACUCUUUUCCCUCCUGGUUGCACGGUUUGGGGUUCUGUUAAGGGAAGACCCGUUGCUGUUCGCUUCGACUCUGGAUACCUCGCAAAAACACAGUGCGGUGGUCUUGCUUACAUGAUGAACUGCAAGGGCAUUGAUUGGGAUGGAAGAAGCAUGGGAUGGUGCGAUAUCACCAUGCAGAUCAAUGACUUCCCCGGCACUGCCCCCUUCUCGAGCCUCUCAUGCUAUCCUCUAGAGUACCACCCCAAUCAUGAUGCAGCACGAAAUAUGCUUCUCGAACGUGGACGCAAGUUUGAGAGCCUUGCGGGCUAUCACUACAAGGCAUACAGUGGCACUGCCAUCUGGUGGGUCAAUGCGUCCAAGUCUCGUAAAGAGACUGUCAACUCACGCAUUGUCAUCGAUGGAGCGAACUGGGAGAAGCAGAACCCUGAUCAUACUGUUUGGCUUAACUAUCUGACUGGUGAAGGCCCUGUCGCCAGCAGUGAUCGGGAUAGUGAUGCUGGCAAUGAUGACGACGGCGACGAUUGCUAUAGUGAUUGUUACAGCGACUCGGGCGCCAAGAAGCCUGAGUUUGAUGAUGACCAGCGCGCUCCUCUCAGCGAAGAGCAGCUCAUCAUGACGGGUCCUAUAGUCCGCGGCUAUGCCCUCAAGAACAAGCGAUGGAUGGAGUUCUUCAUUGAUGAUGUUACAGAGGUCAAGUUCAACGACAAGGCCUUUGACUCGCUUGUUCUUCCUGCCGAUCAGAAGGAACUUAUUCUCGCUUUCGCCCAAAGCCAGGUCAAGUUCAAGAAUGUCUUUGACGAUAUAAUCUCUGGAAAGGGUAAGGGUAUCAUCAUGCUCUUGUCUGGUGGUCCCGGUAUUGGCAAGACACUGACUGCUGAGUCGGUGGCUGAGGAGAUGAAGGUUCCCCUGUACAUCAUGAGCGCUGGUGAUCUCGGCAGCGAUGCCUACGACAUCGAGGAGAACCUUCAACGCAUUCUCGAGAUGGUGGCCAACUGGAACGCUGUCCUCCUUCUCGACGAGUGCGAUGUCUUCCUCGAGGCUCGCUCAGCGCAUGACAUCGAACGCAAUCGAAUUGUUUCAAUCUUCCUUCGCAUGCUCGAAUACUACGAGGGUAUUCUCUUCCUCACCACCAAUCGCGUCAAAGACAUGGAUCAGGCCUUCCAAAGCCGAAUCCACAUGUCGCUAGAGUAUCCUCCCCUCGACAGCACCGCCCGAGAGUCUGUCUGGCGAGGUUUCUUGAGCCGCGCUAUCAGUGUAGAUGCAAAGAUGGAGGGCGAAUCUGCGCAUGAGAUUAAAGAGGAGGAGAUCAAGGCUCUGGCUGGUCUGGAGCUGAAUGGUCGACAGAUCAAGAACGUCCUCAAGACGGCGAAUCUUCUGGCUUGUCAUAAGGGAGAGAAGUUGGCGUUUGCUCAUUUGAGGACAGUUUUGAGGGUUGAGGGUCACUCAUUGUAA
Fusarium fujikuroi IMI 58289 is the source of this 2109-nucleotide messenger RNA. RefSeq names its product related to TOB3 (member of AAA-ATPase family). Gene Ontology annotation, molecular function: ATP binding; ATP hydrolysis activity. The transcript has a single exon. Bases 1 to 2109 code for a protein of 702 amino acids. The record is from RefSeq and is a predicted model, not a curated record. NCBI's taxonomy places the organism in Eukaryota, Fungi, Ascomycota, Sordariomycetes, Hypocreales, Nectriaceae.